UCACAGCUGCUACACUCUUCUCAGGUGAAGGAACAGGUUAGUCUGCUGUAACUCAGUAACUAAGUACAUCUACUCAAUUUCUUCUCUUCACUUCGAUGACCUGCUGAAAACCCACAGGACGUCUCCAUGGCAACGAGCGGUCCUCACACAGUGUAGUUUGUGUAUGAAGUGUGUGUGUGUCCUGCAGUGUGUUAGUGUUGGUAAGAUGAGCAACAGCAGGUCCAGUUCAAAGAGUAACUCCUUUACAACACGUAAAGGACGAAUCUGCAGAGCCAAACUAAAGAAGUGGACAAAAGAUGAGGAUGAGAAGCUUCAGACUCUGGUGAAGGAGGUUGGAUCAAACAGCUGGUCUUUAAUUUCUCUUCAUUUCGAGGGUCGGAGGUCAGAUGUGGACUGUCAGCAGAGGUGGCAGCAGAUAAAGAACCCGGAGAUGGUUAAAGGUCCCUGGACUCAGGAGGAGGACAACCAGGUGAUCAAGCUGGUUCAUAAGUACGGCGUGAAGCACUGGUCGCUCAUCGCCAAACACAUGUGCAGCCGUAAUGGGAAGCAGUGCCGCGAGCGCUGGCACAACCACCUGAGCCCGAUGGUGAAGAAGAGCCGCUGGACGGGACAAGAGGACCUGAUCAUCUGUCAGGCCCACGAGCUGCUGGGAAACCGCUGGGCCAACAUCUCCAAGCUGCUGCCGGGCAGGACAGAUAACUCCAUCAAGAACCACUGGAACUCCACCCUGAAGAGGAAGGUGGAGACACAGCAACACACGCAGGUCCUACACCUCCACAGCUCCUCCUCUUCCACACCUGCUGUGACGACCCGUGUCCUCUCAAGCUCCGCCCUCAUCCCCAGCAAGGCGGACAGUGUGUCCACGCUGCCGGUGGACUCCAGCUGCAGCUGCUACGUCCACCUGUGCCACGCCUGUGCCCCCCCCUCCUCAGGCUACGGCUCUCUGAGCCUGGACGAGCUGACCACGCCCGCGGAGGUGAUGGAGCCGAACAUGGAGACCUGGAGGAUGAAGGAUGUCCCCUCGUCUGUCCCCCGGCACAGAGAGGACGCCGACCCGUCCUCCAUCAAUCUGAGCUAUGACGCAGAUUUUAGGGAGCAGCUGAUAAUCGAUGAGGACGCACCCUCUUCCUGCAGCCUGGUGGGGGCGCUCAACUUCUCCCCCUCUGAGUUCCUUGGUUUUUUAACUGUUGAGGAUCUGAAGUUGCAAUGUCCAGCUUUAAGCUCCACCCCCAUCUGUUCCCUCAAACACUCGACCAGCACUUACUACGACAACUCUCGUCUCCAUGGCAACACGGUGACGCCGUCAGACAUCACAGAGACGACCAGAGACGUGUGGGCGUCGGCUCCUCAGACACCGACGCCGCUGAAGAUCAGUCAGGACGAGGUUCGGGGCCAGAGUCUGCUGUCCUCCAUCCAGCUGUUCCAGGUCCAACCCGGGUCUCAGGGACAGUCCGGGUCUCAGGGACAGUCCGGGUCUCAGGGACAGUCCUGGUCUCAGGGACAGUCCGGGUCUCAGGGACAGUCCGGGUCGGUGCCGUUUGACAGACAGUUGGAAAUGUUGUGGUGCGAGACGCCUGUUGAUGAGCUGAAGUCUCCAGGGCCCCGCCCCCCCACGCUGACUCCCCCCCAGCUCAGUGACCUCCAGGUGGUGAUCUUUGGGAGGACAGAAGAUCAGGUGAUUCUGACGGAGCAGGCCCGACUCUACAUGGAGACAAGGGGGGGGGGGGGCUUCUGUAGUUACCUGGUGCAACCACAGGGGGCGCCUGCAGGUGUCACAGCGACCGGCACUGACCCCCUCCUGACCAGAAGGGGCGUGGCUCUGGAGGAAUCCCUGCCCUGUCACAUAAAGAUGACAUCAUCAUUGUGUUGCCGCUGUGUGGAGCUGUGA
This is a messenger RNA of Limanda limanda (common dab), 1888 nucleotides long. RefSeq names its product transcriptional activator Myb-like. The transcript is spliced from 15 exons. Gene Ontology annotation, molecular function: DNA-binding transcription factor activity, RNA polymerase II-specific; RNA polymerase II cis-regulatory region sequence-specific DNA binding. Gene Ontology annotation, cellular component: nucleus. Lineage: Eukaryota; Metazoa; Chordata; Actinopteri; Pleuronectiformes; Pleuronectidae. The coding region runs from base 164 to 1888 and encodes 574 amino acids. Gene Ontology annotation, biological process: regulation of DNA-templated transcription. The record is from RefSeq and is a predicted model, not a curated record.